UCACCAGCAUGGAGGCCUUCGAUACAUACAGGUGCCUGGAAACCUUCACAGAGACAAGAUCUUCCAAAUGGAAUCAAAGACCAUACCACGGACUGCAUUCGCUGUGACAAGGGGAGACUUCACUGCCAUCACUGCGCCAGCUCUGGUGGAAAAAAAUGUCUCAACUGUGGUCAGGUUGGUGCUCUUGCCAGCUAUGAAGGAACUUAUUUCUGCGCUAAGUGUCACAGAGUUGGCUCACCAAUCUGUUGGAAAUGCUCUGGCUUAGGCUGGACCAAGUGUGAUGUCUGCUUGGGCCAGGGAAAGGUUGUGGUCUCUAUCAGCCUCACCGUCCAAUGGACUAAUAACAAAGAAGAACACACCAUUGAACAGUCCAGGGGUUUAAAGAGGGCCAAACUGGACAAAGUGCCUUGGAAGGUGCUGUUCACAGAGUCUGGCAACAUGGUUCACCCAGUUACGAGUUUUCCAGACCCUACAGUGGUGUGUACUUCAGAGCGGCUGGUGAGGAAGCACCAAGCCAAAUAUGCUAAAAUGUCACGUAUUUUACAACAGCGUCAAACCAUAGAGUUACUUCCUAUAACCAAGGUGACCUAUACUAAUGGAGGUGAAAGUCGUGUGUUCUUUGUGUAUGGGAGAGACUUCAAAGUCGAUGCUGUUGAUUAUCCUGCUGCCUGCUGCAGCUGCUGCUCUGUGAUGUAA
Myripristis murdjan (pinecone soldierfish) is the source of this 696-nucleotide messenger RNA. RefSeq names its product protein SSUH2 homolog. The record is from RefSeq and is a predicted model, not a curated record. NCBI's taxonomy places the organism in Eukaryota, Metazoa, Chordata, Actinopteri, Holocentriformes, Holocentridae. The transcript has 8 exons. The annotation marks the transcript as partial.